Messenger RNA from Mya arenaria, 645 nucleotides. Its product is annotated as octapeptide-repeat protein T2-like. The record is from RefSeq and is a predicted model, not a curated record. Bases 1 to 645 code for a protein of 214 amino acids. The transcript has 2 exons. Lineage: Eukaryota; Metazoa; Mollusca; Bivalvia; Myida; Myidae.
AUGGAAAAAGGAUUAGAAGGAGAGGGGGAGGAGAAAGAGAGGGGGGGAGAAAAGGGAGAGAAAGAGGAGGGGGAAAAGCUUAGAGAACGAGAGAAAUGGGAGGGUGGAAAGAGAGGAGAGAAAGGGGAGGGGAGGAAGAGAAGAGAAGAGAGAAAUGGGAGGGUGGAAGGAGAGAAAAGAAAGGGGAGGGGAAAGAGAGGAGAGAAAGGUGAGAGAAGAAAGGGAAGGGGAGAAAGAGAAAGGGGUGGAGAGGAGAGAAAUGGGAGGGUGGAAAGAGAGGAGAGAAAGGGGAGGGGGAAAGAUAGGAGAGAAAGGGGAGGGGAGAAAGAGAGGAGUGACAGGGAGGGGGAAAGAGAGGAGAGAAAGGGGUGGAGAGGAGAGAAAUGGGAGGGUGGAAAGAGAGGAGAGAAAGGGGAGGGGAAAGAGAGGAGAGAAAAGGGAGGGAGAAAGAGAGGAGAGGAGUGGGAGGGUGGAAAGAGAGGAGAGAAAGGGAAGGGGGUAAGAGGAGGGGGAGAGAGGAGAGAAAGGGGAGUGAGAAAGAGAGGGGAAGAGAGGAGAGAAAUGGGAGGGGAAGUGAGGAGAGAAAGGGGAGGGGAAAAGAGAGGAGAGAAAGGGAAGGUGAAAAGAUCGGGGAUGGAGGUAUGA